AUGUUUGCGUCCCGGUCACUUUACCCUGCGUCGCGCAGACCUCUACACAAUGCUUUCUCCAAAAGAAACAAUAUCUUGAAGAAAUCGUAUUCAAGUUCGCAAGCUGCAGCACGGACAACGGACCCAGGUCCUGAACGAAGACAAACCCAUUCGCGACAUCCUGCACAAGGCCACGACUCGUUGCUUGGUCGAACCCACCGACAUUCCACGACAGAUGCGGUCAAGAAGAGUCUACGCGACCUUCUGAGGGAGACAGCGCAGCCAGUAGCAGUCGUCACGUCUCUAAUGCCAGAAAACGAGAGACAAAACUGCCAAUUCCACGGUGCAACGCUAUCUUCGUUCACCUCAAUAUCCAUGGACCCGCAUCCUCUCGUCGCCUUCGCCCUUCGGAUACCCUCGCGAAUGGCAUCAACUUUGACUUCACUUGCACCACCCCUUGCACCACCUCAGUCGGCGCCGAGCUCAGUACCAGGAUUUGAACAUAGACCCAAGUCACCUUCAGACGCGCAUAUGGUCAUCAACAUCCUCUCGCAUACCCAAGCCGACAUUGCACACCGUUUCUCAAGACCCGACCUCUUUCCUCAACCCUUCUCAUCCACGCCAUACUCCCUGACAAAAGACGGCUUGCCCAUUCUACACGACUCCCUAGGCGCAAUAUCGUGCAGACUCGUCGCGCGGCCUCUAAAGCUUUCUGAACUCGGCGGGAAACACCCGGAAGAGGCUGAAGGGGAGAGGCAGCCACAGGAAGCAACAGGCGUGGUCUCCGAGCUCUUCAUCGCCAGGGUGCUGAGGGUGGAGAGUUUACCCAAGGGAGAGAAAGAGGACAAGCCGUUGUCGCCGUUGCUCCGAAUGCUUCGAGCUCCCCCUCUCUUCAGAAGGUGUGAUAAAAAGUUGGUAUGGGUUCAUGACUACUUGACUUCUCUCCCGACGGGGGGACAGGCAAUAAUGGGGUGA
Molecule: messenger RNA, 954 nt
Organism: Coprinopsis cinerea okayama7#130
Lineage: Eukaryota; Fungi; Basidiomycota; Agaricomycetes; Agaricales; Psathyrellaceae
Exons: 4
Coding region: 1-954 (317 amino acids)
Molecular function (GO): riboflavin reductase (NADPH) activity; FMN binding
Source: RefSeq, a predicted model, not a curated record